AUGUGUGACCUCGUGGACAAUGAGCUCCAAAAGGGAAAAGCGUACUUCUUGCGAGAUGCGACCCUGAGUGAAUGGAAAGCAUAUGUGACGACCGAAGACCAGCAGCUCAAGUCCAAACACACGGAAUGGAUGGAUGGGAAGAUUUUCAUCGUGGAACUGUCAUGUGCACCUCGUGAAGGAUAUAUCGCUCUACUGAUUUUUGCUGUUAAUGGUGCUACCAACAAUGGAUUACGCUUUUUGCGCAUUGCUGGAGCCGCAUACCAGACCAACAUCCGCCGCCUUGAGCCAGAUUUGUGUCUUAUGCCUCGUCGAGUCCUUGAGCAACCCCCCUACAACGUUCAGUUACCACCGGGUGUCAUUUGGAAUGAUUUCCACACUGUCAAGUUCGAAGUGGGUUGGUUCCAGUCGUGGGAUCAACUGGAUUGGAAGGCCAACCAGUGGGCGACUGUUGCGAAUGUGGUGUACAUCCUCUGCAUUAAGAUGGACCGUCCGAUGUUGGUUCAUUGCUCCUACAAUGCGCACCACGCCAUGCACCAUGGGGUCGCGUUACCUGCCAUGGUUCCAAUCCCGAUUGCCCCCGACACUGCUGUCGUGCACUUGGAUUCACGCCUUGUUCUGCACCUGCCAGCACCCAGUCCGUUGCCACCGAAUUUCCCAACUCAAUUGGACAUUGACCUGUUGGCCAGUCGAGGACCUGCGUGCUGA
Messenger RNA from Aphanomyces astaci, 705 nucleotides. RefSeq lists its product as hypothetical. The record is from RefSeq and is a predicted model, not a curated record. The transcript is spliced from 2 exons. NCBI's taxonomy places the organism in Eukaryota, Oomycota, Saprolegniomycetes, Saprolegniales, Verrucalvaceae. The coding region runs from base 1 to 705 and encodes 234 amino acids.